Oldenlandia corymbosa var. corymbosa is the source of this 888-nucleotide messenger RNA. The record is from the annotation of a GenBank genome assembly. NCBI's taxonomy places the organism in Eukaryota, Viridiplantae, Streptophyta, Magnoliopsida, Gentianales, Rubiaceae.
AUGCCUGUUUCUUACACCAUGGCCUCUUCAACUAGAAUGAAGAUCGUUUUUGGACUCCUCACAUUCGUUGCUGUCGGUAUGAUUAUUGGAGCAUUCUUACAGCUGGCAUAUAUUCGCAGAUUGGAAGAUUCAUACGGUUCUGGAUCGUCCUUUAGAAGAACCCUUGAAGGCCGGGCUGAUGGCGGUGGUGGUUCAUUAACAAGAGGUUACUCUCAUUGGGCUUACGACAAAGAAGCUGUAAUUUUACGUGUUGGUUAUGUCAAACCUGAAAUAAUUAGCUGGUCACCUCGAAUAAUAUUGUUUCACAACUUCCUAAGUCCAGAGGAAUGUGAUUACCUUAGAGCCAUUGCACUACCGCGUCUCCAAGUAUCUACUGUUGUUGAUGCAAAAACUGGAAAGGGGAUUAAGAGUAAUGUAAGGACAAGCUCUGGGAUGUUUUUGAGCCACGAAGAGCGAAAAUAUCCCAUGAUUCAGGCCAUAGAAAAGCGUAUUUCCGUAUAUGCCCAAGUACCAGUGGAGAAUGGCGAGCUUAUUCAAGUCCUACGGUAUGAAAAAAAUCAGUUCUACAGACCACACCAUGACUACUUCUCUGAUGCUUUUAACUUGAAGCGUGGUGGUCAACGAGUGGCAACUAUGCUCAUGUAUUUAAGCGAUGGUGUUGAAGGAGGGGAGACAUUCUUUCCGAUGGCUGGAACUGGGGAAUGUUCCUGUGGUGGCAAAAUGAUGAAAGGCUUGUGUGUAAAACCUACAAAAGGAGAUGCUGUACUUUUCUGGAGCAUGGGGCUCGAUGGACAGUCCGACCCAAAUAGUGUACAUGGAGGAUGUGAGGUACUGGGAGGAGAGAAAUGGUCAGCUACCAAAUGGAUGCGGCAGAAAGAGACGAAUUAA